GGCGCGCGACGGCCCCACGCAUUGUUUCGAAGACUAGUGCUUCGCCGUCGCCAUAUAGGAACUACGUGAACUCAUAUUAUAUAUGCCGGCAACCCGACGUCUUGCGUCAUGCAGUCAUGUUGGAGCACAUCAGUAAUCUCUUGCGCAUCGUAUUUCAACGUAUUAUGGCCUAGAUCGACUGCAUGAGGUCAAUGGGCAGGAGCCGCUUCAGCGAUCACAAGAAGUAUGGCAGAUGCGUCUACCCUUCCCCCGCACCGAUUCCAGGGGAAGUUGCGCCUACUUUGGAACAAGGUCCCUCCUUUUCGAUGGCUGACUCAGCUGCAGUGGGGCAGAGAGUUCGGCUUCUCUCCAAGAUCGAUACUGCCGUGUCUUCAUUUUUCAUGGUAAGAAAUGUCGCAAGUAGUAUGACGAGGGAUUUCUGCGCACGUGAACGCACGUUCAUGUCUUGGGUCAAGACCUCUGCAGUAAUGGCUGGGCUAUCGGGGCUCUUGCUCUUACGGUUCAAUCUUGAUGACGUCCAGUCAAGUCCAAAAGCCAGCGUGCUGCUUGUCGACCCUCGCGGGCCUCAAGGCUCGCGACUUUCCGUUCAACGAGCUCUGCGGCGCCGGUGGCGAGAGAGAAUAUAUGCGAUGAAGAUUGCACCUGCGCAAAGUGAAUACGGAUUCGCUGAGAAGGCGACAGGGUACAUCCUUGACACAAUUCCCCCACCAUCAGAACUACUCACGUUUCAGACUACAAACUCCCUUCUCGAACCGAGUGCUUUUCAGAUGCCGAAAGUGGCAUUGAAGCAACAAGUAUCUAGGGGGGUGCUAGAUACAGCUACGGGCUCGCUUGUGUUGGGCCUCAUUUAUUUCGUCGUCGCCCUGCUCGCCCUGGGCAUCGGCACAUUCGACUAUUUACAGAGAGAGCGCGCUCUGGAGCGGAUAGACGUAUUAGCGCAAGCAGGAUCAGCCCAUCCCAUGUGCGAUGGCCAGGCUGAUGGUGCCGUCAUGGCCCAUUCAGGCCCGAGGGAAAUUGCUUCUGCAAUUGGAAGGAAGAUCGAGCUCCAUCUUGCAGACAAAGAUGUCGAACAUGCAAGGAGUGGAAAGAUUGUCAAUUUCAUGACAGGCCUUCUCUCUCUGGUCAUCGCCAUCAGCGCCGUACUUCUAUUAGUCGAUGAGGAGCUGAGGACAGCUUAAAAUGCGCGUGUGUCCCCCUUUUAAAAGAUGUAUCCCGCCAAUGUUGUACUUUUACCAACUAUCUAUUGCGAUGACAAAUUCAAGUCUUUGUGAAGACCGAUGUCGCCAUCAAGUACCAGAAACGACAGGAUGAUACUUUACGAACCGAGCCGCUUUGCUGUCUCCUCACGCGUAGCUUGCAAUGCUGCCAUCUUCUCGGUUUUACCAGC
This is a messenger RNA of Tilletiaria anomala UBC 951, 1387 nucleotides long. RefSeq lists its product as uncharacterized. The record is from RefSeq and is a predicted model, not a curated record. The transcript has 5 exons. Lineage: Eukaryota; Fungi; Basidiomycota; Exobasidiomycetes; Georgefischeriales; Tilletiariaceae. The coding region runs from base 183 to 1178 and encodes 331 amino acids.